AUGGCAUCUGAGGCAAUCGAGGUGGCAGCCCUAGGAAGACCUCUGUUUCCUGGAAUGCUUUACGACUGCCGCAAGGAUUCCUUCAUUCCAGGUGUUACUCUGUGGGAUAAAAAAUCAUUGUAUGAAGAUUUGGACACUCGUACGCAGCUCCAAACUGAUUUGAAGUUUAGUAGCUCUGACUCUAUCUCUGAUAAGUCCAGUCUCCUGGAUGUAAGUGCCUCUCUGAAGGCCAGCUUCUUGGGGGGGCUGGUGGAGGUUGGAGGAUCUGCCAAGUACCUGCGUGAUACCAAAUCCUCAAACCAGCAGUCAAGAGUAAUAAUGCAUUACAGUGAAACCUCAAGAUUCGAGCAGCUCACUAUGACCCAGCUGGGCAAGAUCACCUACCCUCAGGUGUUUGAGCAGAAAACUGCUACUCAUGUGGUUACAGCUGUUCUGUACGGAGCUCAGGCUGUUAUGGUGUUUGAUCGGGCUUUUUCAGAAGAUGAGAACAAACAAGAGAUUGAGGGAAACCUGAAUGUCAUGGUCAAGAAAAUACCUGCAUUUUCCAUUGAGGGACAAGGAGCUGUUAAAAUGGGAGAUGGUGAGAAAAAGAUGGCUGAGAAUAUCAGCUGCACAUUUUAUGGUGACUUCCAACUUCAGCAGAACCCCACCACGUACAUGGAGGCAUUGCAGGUGUACAAGCAGCUCCCCACUCUGCUGAAGGACAAUCCACAGAAUGUGGUUCCAGUAAAAGUCUGGCUCUAUCCUCUUCAUCUUCUGGAUACAAAAGCAGCUAAGUUUGUCAGAGAAAUUAGCACAAGUCUGAUUUCCAACGCUGAAGAAAUAAUAGAGGAGCUGGCAGAGGUAGAGAGAAGAUGCAACGACCUGUUCAGAAAUACAUUGGUAAAUGUUUUCAGUGACAUCAAAGAGAGACUGCACUCAUAUCAGAUUUCAUUUAACAAAUACAAGCUGGUCCUCCAGAAAGCACUGUGCAGGGUGCUGCCUGCUAUUCGAGGAGGUGGGAUGGAGCAGCAGUCAUUGGAAGACAUUCUGAAUAUCCACAACAGCUCCCCUUUUAAUGCUAGCAUGCUAAACCAGUGGUUAGAUGAUGCAAAGUCUGAACUUCACCACUUGACUUCUUGCACCAAAUCGCUGAAGGGGAUUCAAACUGAAGACACAGAUGGUCUCACCACUAUCCUCCUUGAUCCUGAUAUUGAUGUAGUGGUGUGCUUGACCUUCACAUCUCUGAAGUACAAAGACCCAUAUCUUUCAAAUCUGAAAGAUUUCUUGAAAUCUGAGGAUUUUAAAGACUUAGAGAAAAAAGUAACCCUAUCUUCAAUUGCAGCUGUAGAAAAGUGGUUCAACAAUCCUGAGAUCAUCACAAAGAUGAGAGAGAACUGCUCUCACUUCAAAGGUUAUUUAGAGGCCAAUAAAGAUGACACGAGAAUCUGCUUCAUUGUUUCUGCCAUCUAUGAUUCCUCACUUCCAGGCUCCACCAUCUACCUGUAUGAAAAAGGGAAACUGAUAGAUAAACAGUUCCAGCCUGUGUACAAGCCACCCCCACCAAUAGUAGUGAACAUCUUGGGCCGCAAAGUGACCCUCAAACUGCAGAAGUCCCCAGCUGGAGAAACAAUGUAUUACAGAGUUGAGUACAAAGCUGAUGGUGAGGAAAUAUGGCAUAUCGUAGACACAGAUGAUGAAAACUGUACUCUAGAGGGACUGGAACUUGGAAAGUCGUAUUUGGUUCGCUACAGGGUAGUGAGUAAAGUGGGAAUAAGUGAAGCCAGCAACACUGUUUCCCUCCUAAUUUCUUCCUCAGCAACACCUGUGAUUGUGGGCGGGCAAGGAGGUGAUGCUUUCUCCAUCUUAACCUCUCCCAUUGGCAUGACCUUAAGGAAGAUCAGGGUUUCUCUCAACCCAUACACAGUUGCCUCAAUUGAGGUGACUCUCUCAGAUGGCCAGGAAAAGACAUUUGGCACAGUACGAGGAGCGGAAGUUAAAGAAUUUCUAUUUGAUGAGAAUGAUAAAAUCCUUGAUGCAGUACUGUGGCCAAAUAGCCAAAACAACCGACUUGGGGGUUUUGAAAUGAUUGUUGCGAAGAGGAAUGGAACCACAACAUUUGAUGCCAAGUGUGUUCACCUGGGUAAUCCUCAAAAGAUUGAUGUGAAGUCAGGGAAUUGUUACGGCAUGGUAGGGAGAAGUGGAGAUGACAUUGAUUCUCUGGGCUUCUACUUUGUUUAG
Messenger RNA from Myxocyprinus asiaticus (Chinese sucker), 2220 nucleotides. RefSeq names its product neoverrucotoxin subunit alpha-like. NCBI's taxonomy places the organism in Eukaryota, Metazoa, Chordata, Actinopteri, Cypriniformes, Catostomidae. The record is from RefSeq and is a predicted model, not a curated record. Gene Ontology annotation, molecular function: protein binding. Bases 1 to 2220 code for a protein of 739 amino acids. The transcript is spliced from 4 exons.